This is a messenger RNA of Xenopus laevis (African clawed frog), 2265 nucleotides long. RefSeq lists its product as uncharacterized. The transcript is spliced from 6 exons. Bases 1 to 2265 code for a protein of 754 amino acids. NCBI's taxonomy places the organism in Eukaryota, Metazoa, Chordata, Amphibia, Anura, Pipidae. The record is from RefSeq and is a predicted model, not a curated record.
AUGUCAAACCUGUACAUCAGGUUCCACCAUCACCUUCCCCUGUACCUCAGGUUUUCCCAUCAUCUUCCAGUUUACCUCAAGUUCUCCCAUCAUCCUUCCCUGUACCUCAGAACUCCUAUCAUAUUCCCCUGUACCUCAGGUUCCACCAUCAUCUUCCCCUGUACCCCAAGUGUCAACAUCAUCUUCAUCUGUACCUCGGAAUCAACCAUCACCUUCCCCUGUACCUCAGGCACUCCCAUCAUCUUCCCAUUUACCUCAAGUUCUCCCAUCAUAUUCCCCUGUACCUCAAGUGUCACCAUCAUCUUCCCCUGUACCUCAGGUCCCACCCUCAUCUUCCCCUGUACCUCAGAAUCCCCAUCAUCUUCCCCUGUACCUCAGGUUUCACCAUCAUCUUCCUCUGUACCUCAGGUUCCACCAUCAUCUUCCCCUGUACCUCAGAAUCCACCAUCAUCUUCCCCUGUACCUCAGGUUCUCCCAUCAUCUUCCCCUGUACCUCAAGUGUCACCAUCAUCUUCCCUUGUACCUCAGGUCCCAAUAUCAUCUUCCCCUGUACCUCAGAAUCCCCAUCAUCUUCCCCUGUACCUCAGAAUCCCCAUCAUCUUCCCAUUGUCACCAUCAUCUUUCAGUUUACCUCAAGUUCUCCCAUCAUCCUCCCAUCAUCCAUACCUCAGAAUCACAAUCAUCUUGCCCUAUACCUCAGGUUCCACCUUCAUCUUCACUUGUACCUCAAGUGUCACCAUCAUCUUCCUCUGUACCUCAGAAUCCACCAUCACCUUCCCCUGUACCUCAAGUUCUCCCAUAAUCUUCCCCUUAACCUCAAGUUCUCCCAUCAUCUCCCCCUGUACCUCAAGUGUCACCAUCAUCUUCCUCUGUACCUCAGAAUCUACCAUCACAUUCCCCUGUACAUCAGGUUCUCCCAUCAUCUUCUACUUUACCUCAAGUUCUCCCAUCAUCUUCCCCUGUACUUCAAGUGUCACCAUCAUCUUCACCUGUACCUCAGAAUCCACCAUCACCUUCCCCUGUACCACAGGUUCUCCCAUCAUCUUCCCCUUUACCUCAAGUUCUCCCAUCAUUUUCAUCUGUACCCCAGGUGUCACCACCACCACCUUCCCCUGUACCUCAGAAUCCCCCAUCAUCUUCCCCUGUACCUUUGGUCCCACCAUCAUCUUCCCCUGUACCUCAAGUGUCACCAUCAUCUUCCCCUGUACCUCAGCUCCCACCAUCAUCUUCCCCUUUACCUCAAGUGUCACCAUCAUCAUCCCCUGUACCUCAGGUUUCACCAUCACCUCCCCCUGUACCACAGGUUCUCCAAUCAUCUUCCAGUUUACCUCAAGUUCUCCCAUCAUCUUCCCCUGUACCUCAGGUUUCACCAUCAUCUUCCCCUGUACCUCAAGUGUCACCAUCAUCUUCAACUGUACCUCAGAAUCCACCAUCACCUUCCCCUGUACCUCAGGUUCUCCCAUCAUCUUCCCCUUUACCUCAAGUUCUCCCAUCAUCUUCCCCUGUACCUCAAGUGUCAUCAUCAUCUUUCUCUGUACCUCAGAAUCCACCAUCAACUUCCCCUGUUCCACCAUCAUCUUCCCCUGUACCUCAGAAUCCACCAUCAUCAGGUAUCACCAGAAUCUUCCCCUUUACCUCAAGUUCUCCCAACAUCUUUCCCUUAACCCAAAAUCCCCCAUCAUCUUCCUCUGUACCCCAGGUUCCACUAUCAUCUUCCCCUGUUCCACCAUCUUCCUCUGUACCUCAGGUGUCACCGUCAUCUUCACCUGUAGCUUAGAAUCCCCUGUAGCUCAGGUUCUCCCAUCAUCUUCCCCUUUACCUCAAGCUCUCCCAUCAUCUUCACAUGUACCUCAGGUGUCACCAUCAUCUUCCCCUGUACCUCAGAAUCCCCCAUCAUCUUCCCCUGUACCUCAGGUCCCACCAUCAUCUUCCCCUGUACCUCAUGUGUCACCAUCAUCUUCCCCUGUACCUCAGGUUCCACCAUCAUCUUCCCCUGUACCUCAGUAUCCACCAUCAUCAGGUGUCACCAGUAUCUUCCCCUGUACCUCAAGUUCUUCCAUCAUCUUCCCCUAUAUCCUAGGUUCUCUUAUUAUCUUCCCCUGUUCCACCAUCAACUUUCCCUGUUCCUCAGGUUCCACCAUCACCUACUCCUGCUUCUUGGGUUCCACCAUCAUCUUCCUUGCUCCCCAGACUCCACCAUCAUCUUCACCUGUACCUCAGGCACCACCAUCACCUUACCCUGUACCUGUGGGAUUCUCUCCAUGA